Trichosurus vulpecula (common brushtail) is the source of this 6514-nucleotide messenger RNA. RefSeq names its product phosphoprotein membrane anchor with glycosphingolipid microdomains 1 (gene PAG1). The record is from RefSeq and is a predicted model, not a curated record. The transcript has 10 exons. NCBI's taxonomy places the organism in Eukaryota, Metazoa, Chordata, Mammalia, Diprotodontia, Phalangeridae. Gene Ontology annotation, biological process: intracellular signal transduction; negative regulation of T cell activation. Gene Ontology annotation, cellular component: plasma membrane; membrane raft. The coding region runs from base 817 to 2106 and encodes 429 amino acids.
AGUCUCCGCUGUGCGGGUCAGCGAGCGGACUGCACCGGCUGCGGUGCCCCCUCGGGAAUGUGACUGGCCGGCGCCUGGGAGGCUUGGCGGCUUGGCCGUGCGUCUUCUCCGCCUCUACCUUUCCUCUUCUCCCUUUGCUUUAAAAAAGAAAGAAAGAAAAGAAAACCCAGCAAGUUCCAUCAGACUGGAGACACACUCCAGAGGCUCCCGCGACCGUGCAGCUUCUUUACAGGCGACGGCGAAGGCACCGGUAGGAGUCGCCGGGAGCUGCUCCGGGUCGCGUGUCGGUUCGGAGGAAUCCCGCAGCCCUAGCCGCUGCUUGCAGCCCCGCUGCAGGUUGUGGCUCCCGGAGCCCGUGCCCGGAUCCGAGGCUCGGUGCGGACCGCGCCAGCAGCCUUCUUCCACCAUCUACACUGCAACCACUGUCUCCUCCUGCGCUCCUGCUCCAGCUUCUGCUCCGACACAGCCGGGCUGGGCUGGAGCCAGGCUCCGCAAUCCCAGCUGCCACCCUAGAGCCUAGGCUGGGGCCGGUGCUGCAGCCAAAGGCGUCUGGAUCCCAAUGAUCUUGAGAUGCAGCUCAUGAGAAUGGCAUACUACAACUGAGACGAUGCCUUCCUUCUAUUAUAGAUGAAUACAAUGCGAGCUUUGGCAAAGAGACUUCCAGCACGUUUCAAUGAUUGGAUUCUGUCAGAGGAAGGAUUACAUGAAUUCAGCUUCCCAAAACAACACUGAGGGAUCUAUCAUUUCUGCUGCUGAUGUCUGAAUGCUUGGAGGACUAACUGCUCAACCCUGCUGGUACCAGUUCCUGAGACCAUCAUGGGACCUGAAGGUAGCCUUCUGCAUAGUGGACAGGUGCACAUCAUCAUCUGGGGGAGUUUGGCAGCUGUCACAACUUUCCUACUCAUUACCUUCCUCAUCUUUCUGUGCUCCAGUUGUGAAAGAGAAAAGAAGCCAAAACAACAAAAUGGUGACCAUGAGAACCUGAUGAAUGUGCCUUCAGAUAAGGAGAUGUUCAGCCAUUCAGUAACCAGUCUGGGUACUGAACUUCCUGUCAGCAGUGAACAAAAUGGGGGCCUUACCAAUGGAGACAUUCUUUCAGAAGACAGUACCAUGACGUGUAUGCAACAUUACGAAGAAGUACAGACUUCUGUUUCUGACCUGCUGGAUUCCCAGGACAGUACAGGAAAGUCAGCAAAAUGUCAUCAAAGUCGAGAAUUACCUAGAAUUCCUCCUAAUGAUUCCUUGGAUACUAUUCUUACCACGAGAAAUGUGGACAGUGACCAGGGUCUUGGGAUGGAAGGACCAUAUGAAGUUCUCAAAGAUAGCUCCUCCCAGGAAAACAUGGUGGAAGAUUGUCUGUAUGAAACUGUGAAGGAAAUAAAGGAAGUGGGAACAGCAGCCAACCUAGAAAAAAGCCAAAAUGGAAGACCAAACUCUGUAACCGCCUUUAAAGAGAUUCAGGGCCCUCACCCUGUGAACAAAGUUGAGUCUGCGGAGUAUGCUUCUGUGGACCGAAAUAAAAAAAGUCGACACAGUGUCAAUGCAGAGAGUGUGCUUGGAAAUUCCUUGGAUGUAGAGGAAGAAGCCCCACCACCUGUCCCUGUAAAACUCCUUGAUGAGAAUGAAAACGUGCAGGAUAAAGCAGAUGGGGAGGCGGCAGAUAAAGGGACCACAGAGGCUACUAGUCAAAUCAACAAGAGACUUAGUUCGCUGUCUUACAAGUCUCGAGAGGAAGACCCAACUCUUACAGAAGAAGAGAUUUCUGCAAUGUACUCAUCUGUAAGUAAGCCAGGCCAGACUCUUAAAGUGCCAGAAUCCACUUACUCCUGUAUCCAAGAUAUAGCUCCAAAGAGAUCACCAUCUUCUGGGAAUGAUCUCUAUGCUACAGUACGGGAUUUUGAGAAGAACCCAAACAUCAGCAUGCCUCCCCCAGGAGUCAAUUCAAAUGGAGAGCCAGAGCCUGACUAUGAAGCAAUCCAGUCCUUGAACAGGGAUGAAGAAAAGAUCGCAUCCAUGACUAAUGGUAACCACAUCGCUUUUCCAAAAGAGAAUGACUAUGAGAGUAUUGGGGACUUACAGCACAGCAAAGACAUCACCAGACUUUAAUGCCAAGACAUUUUUUUAACAUUAUACUGUCAGCAGUUUGGAAAUGUUUCUCUAUUUGAAGAAAGACGAAAGGUUGUAAUAAACUGCAAAUUGUGCAUUGCUUUAGAGAACUGAAAACGAUGGAGGGGCAGUGACUAUUUUCCAACGUUCCCAAGCAAUAAGGUACACACAGAUAUGCACUCACACAUAUAUAAUAAAAAUAGACAAACAUUUCAUCCCCCUUCCUAAAAUGGUUCAUUUCCUCUCACAGUGAAGAUAAAAAUGUUGGUGGUUCCCGAGGAUGUCCAAUAUUUUAAAAUGAACCAUAUUCACUAUAACAUACAUCACUUGCCUAAAAUACUGCCUUUCAGAAGAGCCAGUUGUUCAUUGUUUUUGCUACCUGCUGAAAAAUUUUAAAUGUGUGGCUGUUUUUCUUCUCACCUUCAAAACAGGACAACUCAUCCCAAGGAUUUUCUCCCCUAACGUUGAGGAUUUUUACUCCAGCAUAGACCUGUUUGGAUGGUGGGGAACUGUGGCUGAUGUGUUUGCCAUCCCAAUCUUCAGUGCUCUUCAGAAAGCUGCUUAUUCAGUGGCUGACGAUUGCAACUCCAGCCUACCAAUAGGAUUGGAGACCUUCUGUGAGUCUCUUCAGAGUUUUGUCACUUCUUAGGUUGGCACUCCACUAGUGGCCUACAACAAAAGUACUUGAAUUCAGUUUUAGAUGCUUUAUUUUAUUUUUCUAGUCAAAAACUUUUUUCGGUAUUUUAAGAAGAUUCAGAGUUUUUUCAGUAUUUUAAGAAUGUUAUGGUACUUAUAGAAUUCUUUUUAAUUAGCCGGGAACUCAUUAUUUCCAACAGAGAGCCUUAAUCGUUAUGUUUGGACACAGACCACAUAUUUGGACCGUGGCCACACUGUCUGGCUCUGAAGGCCUGGGAACACGAAUGUGUGAUUCAAAGUAUCUCUUCUGUCCGCAUUAUAAGAGUCUUGACUGGCUUGAGUAAAUUGUUCUCAGAAAUUAAUCUAGAUUCAAUAGAGCAUUUGUAAGCAUUUAUUUUUAGUAUGUAAAUAUCUAAAGCAUUUUGUUUUGGGCCUAGAUCCAAAAGAAUAUCAGAAAUUGUGUAAAUUGACUAUUUUCAUUUUAUGAUUCAUUUAUAAUCCUCAAAAAGAAAACAAAAACUCAAAAAGCACAUAGGCUGGUUAAUUACAGCUAGUUGUUUGUUUGUUUGAACCUUUCUCUAACCAUGUAUGUGAGAGGUGAGGUCUUUAAAGAUUCAACUUGUCAAAUGGUACAUGGAGUUCCUGAUCAGAGUCACCUUGGUGAAUGAAUAAAUGAAAUAAGUGUAUGUUGCUUAUCGGUACUAGUACUUUGGGGUACAAAAUUUUAGUUGCACAGAGAAGGACAAGGAAUCUUCCUCCAGAUUGUCACUAUCCCUACUAGGUGCUUAUUUGUCAUUUCUUUCAGGUCAUUACAAUCCAGCAAUUAUGCAACCUACAUGAACUAAUUUUGAUGAGCAAUUAGGGAUUUUCCUACCUUUUUAUACCAACCUGUGGCCAGUUGUCAGAAUUCAAUAAGGAAGGACCUGUUCUGAUCUAGGCUGGCCUUACACGUACCCACUCAGGUCUUACAGAAUGACCAUUCGAAGAUUUGUCCACCUUUCCUGAUUCAAAAGAAACCUCAUUAAUGGUAUCAUUGUGAGUGGUGGUUUAUAGUCAUUAGAAAACUGUAGGUUCUUCUGACCACUAAAAAAGGAGGCACUUAUUCUGUAUUGCUACUGAAAACUGUCACCUUUUUGGUUUCAUAACUUGUGCUGUUUUACCUCCCUGUAACAAUGAAGGUGAUUUGGGAGGCCAGAGCAAUUUGAAAAAGACAUAUAGUUCCAUGGAUGUGCUUUCCAGCAGGUGUAAUCAUUGCUUUGAUUCUAUGGCUGCUCUAUACAUUUAAUUAAAUUUACAAUUCUGAAAUAACAAGACCACCUUAGUAGGGAGAUUAGCUGAUUAGCUAAUCAAGCAUAGGUUUUAUUUCUUCAGAGACCUGAUCUCCUGCUAAGACAUUAGGGGUACAACGAUAGUCUUAGCAAUCUUGUGCUACUGAGUAGUUGAAAAUCUCUUGUUUAGUGUAUACAAAUAUCUGUGAGCACAAGUAGUGUGUUAAGCACUUUCUAGUCAAUGAAUUAGGACUUUAAGAGGGCGCAUCAAUUCUUUUAUAGGUCGUAGGGUCUCCAUUCAAUGUCUGUUAAUAGUAUUUAUCACAUAUUCAUGGGCAUCUAGGCUAUUCCAUAAAUAAUGGACUAAAUUAUCAUUUCUUAGCCUCAAGAGGUUAUUAUUCAUCUCUAAAUGCAUCUCUUAACUACAAGAAGAUUAACUUGGUACGGAGGAUGACAGAAUUUUCUAGAGAGAAACCCUCUUUUUUGCAAAUAGUCUCCAUUUUUCCCCUAAUAGCUUUCAAAUGUGGAUUAUGUGUAUGAGAUCUAUAAGAUAUGCAUUGCACAUCUUUCUUGAUUUUGAGGACCCCCGACAGAGGGAGAUCUGAGGUCUGUCAGUUAAUUAACAGGUUGUAAAAGAAUAUUCAAAGAACUUGAUUAAAAGUACCACCCCCUAAAACACACAUACUUUCUCUCUCUCUCUCUCUCUCUCUCUCUCUCUCUCUCUCUCUCUCUCUCUCUCUUUCUCUCUGAUUGGAUAAUAGUGCAAUCAUUUCUAUUCAGGACAGGGUAUAGACAAGACUUUGCCCAGAUACUAGGCAGGGCAUUAUAUGUUUUUUCAAAGAAAAUUGCUGUUUUCCUUUAUUAUGCUCGUUUGAGCAUUAAACAACAAAUGAAUCAUUUAUACAAUUUUUCUUACUUCUACCCCAGCUGAAAGAAAAUCUGAAGAGAGGUUAGUCACUUCUACCAAACCAUGGGUUCUUAAAAUUCAAAUAUACAUGAAGGAUACCUUUUACAAAUCAGUUGUGUUAUUCUUUUUAUGAAUUAUAUUAGAGUUCUUUAAAUAUGUGAGAGAUCUGUUCAGUUCUUCUGUACAUCAGAAUUGCAGCCUCACCUGAAAUGACCUGUUUAUACUCUUUCGUCAUUGUUAUUGUCUUAAACUGGAGAUGUUUUAAAAUUCCAGCCUAAUUUUUUAUGCCUGUUAUAUUUUUAACAGAAUUUUAUCAGAAAAUGUGUUUGAAAAAUUUUCAGGAACAAGUUAUAGCCUAGAGAAAAAAUAGCACAUUUCCCCCCAAAUUAAUGUUUAUUAUUGCAUCUUCUGCCUGAUAUAAAUUAUAUCACUAGUUCUUUUAAAACAUUUGAAGGUAUAGCUCUUCCUUAGGCAAAAGUUGAUGAUCACUGUUUCAACUGCUGUUUCAGCUGCCUCAAAGUCACAAGAAAUCCAAGGAACUAUGUUUAAUUAGGUGCUAAAAUUAAUGGCUGAUUGUCAACACAAAGCAAUAUUGUCAUUUUACUUCGAUGUGUGACAGCAUCUAUUUAUUCAAGAGAACAUGUUUUCUUAAUUUUUGUAAUUCUGUGUAUUUAUUCUUUUUUUAACUGGUAUUUUACAAAGUGAAAGCACCAAGCACCUGGUUAUCACUUACACAUAUCCCUGGCACUCACUGAAUGAGAAGCAGUCAGUAACGGUGCCAUCUGAAUGUUCAUCUGAGAGAUCAGCUGAACUGUUGUCAGAGAAGCAAGUCUGUAACAUAUUCUCUAACAUAUGGUGAUUUAAAGGAAAAACUUUCUUGAGGAAUUCUGAGUCCUUAAGCUUUUCUUAUAUGAAAACAUUCAAAUUCUUCAUUAUCACUUAGAUCUUCAUAAUUUCCCUGCUGCAGCAUAAUCCCCAUUGAGAAGUUUUCAUCACUAACUUAAGAAAGUUUUUCCUGCAUCUCUGACUCACCAAGAGGAUGGCAAUGGAAAUGUAAAUACAUGUACUCCUCAGAUAUGUCCACAGUAGAAGAUUUGGCCUAAAGCUUUAAAAAAGGAAAAAAAAAAAAGGUAAACUUAAGAAACGACAACGGAGCCAAUGCAUGGUGACUCCCCGGAUAGCAAUAGCAAUGAAAACAUGGUGGUUAUCUUAUUUCAUUCUUUUUAGUUAUUUUCAUGGUUCUAGGCAUGGAAUCAGCAGGCAGUAAAGUAGUGUGGUUUUUUCAAAAGAAUGUACUCCAUGGAUUGCAGCAUGGCUAUAAUUUCAAGACUUCUGCUAUUCUAAAAGUCAUUCACAUCAAGACUGAAUUGCAAUUUUGUAAAUGAGUAAAUGCCAAGAUUUCCUUUCAGUCCUCCAUGUAAUAGUCAGUCUCAUUCAGUGUGGUAUAGUGAUACUGUUGAUUUGUGCUGCUCCACCAGAUUAGCAUUGGCUGCUGAGAGCCCAGUAGGUACUGAUGGUUAUUUCCUGGAUAUCUUGACAAGUUCAUUGUACAAUGCUUUGGGGAAAUUGGGGGGGGGGGUGUAGGGUUAAAAUAAAA